Messenger RNA from Sphaerulina musiva SO2202, 1853 nucleotides. RefSeq lists its product as uncharacterized. The record is from RefSeq and is a predicted model, not a curated record. The transcript has a single exon. The coding region runs from base 53 to 1480 and encodes 475 amino acids. NCBI's taxonomy places the organism in Eukaryota, Fungi, Ascomycota, Dothideomycetes, Mycosphaerellales, Mycosphaerellaceae.
AGAACACGGAACUGGUAGCACGCUCAGUCCGACAUGCCGACAUAGCACCUCGAUGCAGUCGAUGAGACGCAGCUUCAGCCCGGACAGCUUCGUCAGAGGCCCCCAUCCACUGGCCCCACGUUCCCUUCACGUCUACACCAGGGGCGCACUUCUCACAUCUGGGUUCGCUUAUCACCCGAGGCUCUUCGAUCUAAAUAUCCACCCGAUCAUGUGGGACAAGUUCACCAGUCAGAUUGUGGCCACUGCUAGGCUAAGCCCAGCCGAACGGGCUCGCGUCUGGGCGGUCGGGACUGCAGCUGCCAUGACCACUUCAUUUCCAGAGAGCUGCCACAUCGGACAGAACAAGAGUCGGCGCAUACAGGAGAGCAAGGUCAGAGAAGGACUCCAGAAUGGGUCUGAAGAUAGUCUAGGCGAUCUGCUCCAUCAGUGGAAUGCGGGAUACUUUUCAGAACGAGGACUACUCGCGCGACUUGACCUGAACGAAGCGGUUCAGAACUCAUCUCCGCAGCAAAGCAAGGCCAUGCGACGGGGGUCUCAUUGGUAUGCGCACAAAGAGGACCGUGAAUUGGUGCGCGCAGAGCGCAAGUUCUCUAUUGUCAUCACUCAAAUUCAGCAUGGUGAGGGGCUUGCAGACUCGGUACAAACGUCUUACUCUUCAGGCAACACCAGCCCCUCUUCCGACCAGAAGAGUAGCAUAGAGGUGACUGGAUUCAAGCCGCUGCCAGAACUCCCCACGGGCGCCCAUCCCUUGAUCGAUGUCAUGAAUUAUUGGACCAACUUCGAUAAGCCGAACCAACAUCCGGAUGCGCUGCCAACCGCCAACCAAUUUGCAGAACUCGAAGGUGACAGUCACCGGAUUCUACUAAAUGAUCAGGCCAUCGUGCCUGAAGACCCCUUCAUCGGACCGCUGCCCUUGGAGGAGUACAGUGAAUUCAUCUCCCAAUUGUAUUCGCAAGUCGCCGGACAGCAGAGUACAGUAGCGACACAGCCCGCCUCCAAGCUGCAGCCAAUAGAGGAUGAGUCGCAAAUGGUGGCCGAAACCCAUCCUUUACCCCUGACGCAGGAAACAAUGUCAGAGCAGGAAGCCAUGGGCAACUGGCCUCUGCCGCGCGAUCUACCUCCGAAUGGAAAUCUACUGGCACAAGCCGAAGUGGCCAAAGCGUGUACGGCUGAACCAGUGGCUGCUCAUAGUGAAAUGACCCCAAAAUAUCGUACAGCGCAGCCCGCGCAGUACAGGUUGUACCCGAAUAUGUCUCCAACAGAGCGAUCAGUCCGUUCAUUCAGGACUACAGGCUCUACGCUUGAGAUUGCACCUUCCGUGCAGUCCACGGCUAUUCCUAGGGACAUCGAGGAACCCCGAAGUAAAGCCAUGGCCAGCCCUACUGCAUCAUUCUUCUUGCCACUGGAUAUGAAAGGCGUUGGUACGACGUUGGACUUCGAUCCACAACUGACAAUCAAGGACAUGGCCACCGCGCACUGAUGUUGAAUUUCAGCGUUUGCAGACGAUACGUGGGGAUGUAUGGGCGUCUCCGGUCAUGGGCAUGGCGGGCCAAGGUUGAGCUCAUAGACAUUGUCGAAGAUCGGCAACGAGUGCCCGUUUACAAAUCGUAAUACUGGGCGACACGAAGCACCAUGACCUUAUUCAUCGCUUGAUGCGACAAAGGAAUAAAAAGGCUAAUCACAAAGCACACGCCGUCAAAUUGAGAUAGUAUGUGACCUUUCGCUUCAUCCAGGACGAGAAUUAUAGCGACGAUUGUUCCGUGAACAGUCGUUGCGUCAACUUUGCAAAGCAUGCUACAGUUGUUUUCAAGAUCAGCCAGAUAUCUGUUCUAGCACAGCAUUAAUUUAGUGAC